This is a messenger RNA of Dalotia coriaria, 531 nucleotides long. Its product is annotated as cuticle protein 8-like. The record is from RefSeq and is a predicted model, not a curated record. Gene Ontology annotation, cellular component: extracellular matrix. The transcript is spliced from 2 exons. NCBI's taxonomy places the organism in Eukaryota, Metazoa, Arthropoda, Insecta, Coleoptera, Staphylinidae. The coding region runs from base 1 to 531 and encodes 176 amino acids.
AUGUUUUUCUCUAAGAUUGUUGUUGCUUUGGCUUUCGUAGCCCUUGCUUCCGCUCAACAUGGACAUCAAGCCACUUCCUAUGCUUCAUCCAACAGUUACAACACUCAUAUUUCGCAUGAUUAUCAUCAUGCUGCUCCGGUAGCUCACAGGGAAGCAGCUCCAGUUGCUAGUUACCAUCAUGCUGCUCCAGUUGCCUACCACCAUGCACCAGCUCCAGUUGUCCAUGCUGCUCCAGUUGCCUACAAAGCUCCAGUUCUUGUUAAGGCUGUCCAUCAUGAGCCAGAACACUACGCCCCAGCUAAAUAUCAAUUCAAAUAUGGCGUCCAUGAUACCCACACUCAUGACAUCAAGGAACAAGAAGAAUCCCGCGAUGGUGAUGUUGUCAAGGGUUACUACUCCCUUCUUCAACCUGAUGGCCGUACCCGCAUUGUCCACUACACUGCUGACAAGCACUCCGGUUUCCAGGCUCAAGUUGAAUACAAGGGACACGCUGCCCAUCCAGAACACAAAGCUUCUGAGUACCAUCAUUAA